GUUCCCACCCUCUUCUCUCUUGUGCCUCUUUCCCAUCUUUCUCUUUCUUUUGCCCUCUUUUCUUCUUCUUCAUCUUCUCUCUCCUUUUUCUUUCUCUGUCCAUCAUCAUCUUCAUUAUCACCCACCACCGCCCCUAUCUUCUUUCUCUCUUCCUGCUUUUCAUCUUUGGUUUGUAGCUGUUUCUCGGUCUUCUCUUCCUUGAUCUGAUGAAGAAGAUGAAAGGGGUUGUUGUACCUAUGGAGUCUUCUCGUUAUGAUGUGUUUCAGGAUCAGAGGACCAGGUUGAGGCAUCAGAGUCUCUUGCAGGACUAUGAGGACCUGCAAAAGGACACAGAAGCUAUGAAGAGGAAAUUGGAGGCCACAAAACAGAAAAAAUUGAUACUAUCAGCUGAAGUCCGCUUUUUGAGGAAACGUUACAAAUACUUACUGAAGAACCCUUCACCAAAGCCUCAACAAAAGCAAGUAGUUUUGCAGACACAAAAGGUCAAAAUGCAAGCUCCAGUUAUCCCUAAGGGAAGGAAUUACAAUAGGAAGGAAUCCACUUCGCGUCUCGCAAAUGCUUCUCCGAUGAACCCGAAAGAAAGGGUUUCCAACGGGGUUGAAGUCUCAUUGCCAAAAACUUGCCAUGUGUUUGAUUUGAACCAGAAUGCUAGGACUUUAAGUAGAAAAGUUGCUUCUUUCCACACUCCUGCAACUGCGCCGGUGCUUGACUUGAAUCAUAAAGAUAGGAUUCACAAUGGGAAGGAAGCCUCCAAGAAGAAUAUAACUCCAUUUUUCGACCUGAACCAAAUUUCGAGAGAAGAGGAGGAAUUACAGGGCAACAGUGAGCCCAUGAUAAUUGAAGAACCAAAGAGAAGUACGCAACGAGUUGUAGGCGACGAGCAGCAGAAUGAUAUCAUGCUUUCAGCCUGUAGAAACAUUGGGGACGGAUCGAACAGAACAGGGAAGAGGAAGAUUUCAUGGCAAGACCAGGUGGCAUUAAGGGUUUGAUCUUAAGAAUAAUAAUGCUAGGCUGAAUUCCUACCCUUUGGAAUGUUUAGUCUUCCUUUAUAUGUAGCAUAUUUCGUUACAUUCAACAAAAAAAACAUUUCUAGUUUUAUGCUUCAUUUUGUAAAGAUAAAAGAUAGCAUACAGGAUCAUGUGUUAAAAUAUAUAUAUAUAAUAUUAGAUGAAAUGGAGAAUUUAUUCUCAGAAA
Arachis ipaensis is the source of this 1194-nucleotide messenger RNA. RefSeq lists its product as uncharacterized. Lineage: Eukaryota; Viridiplantae; Streptophyta; Magnoliopsida; Fabales; Fabaceae. The record is from RefSeq and is a predicted model, not a curated record.